AUGCCUUUGCUCUACUUUCAGAAUGCUUCACCAGCAAGGAUGUCUCCAGCCCGGACAGCCCCAGCCCGGGCAUCACCUCCCAGGUCAUCGUCUGCAAGGUCAUCAUCUACAAGAUCAUCGUCUACCAGGUCGGCCUCCACAACAUCCUCUCCAACAAGAGUGUACCUUGUUAGAGCAACACCAGUGGGGGCCGUACCUGUCCGGGCAUCUCCUGCCACGUCAGCACCAGCCACCAGAGCCACCAAUGAGAGCUCAAAUGUCAGCUUGCCCAAGUUCACCUGGCAGCAGGGACAGAAGCGGCUGCCUCUCAUUGGAUGUAUUCUCCUCCUCAUUGCCCUCGUGGCAUCGCUCAUCAUUCUCUUCCACUUCUGGCGGGGCCACACAAGGAUCAAGUACAAGGAGCCUGUAGAGAGCUGCCCCAUGCAUUCCGUGCGCUGCGAUGGGGUGGCAGACUGCAAGCUGAAGAGUGACGAGCUGGGCUGUGUGAGGUUUGACUGGGACAAGUCUUUGCUUAAAGUCUAUUCUGGAUCAUCCCAUCAGUGGAAUCCUGUCUGCAGUGACAGCUGGAACAACUCCUACUCAGUGAAGACCUGCCAGCAGCUGGGUUUUGAGAGUGCUUAUCGAACAACUGAGGUGGCCCAUAGGGAUUUUGCCAGCAGUUUCUCAAUCUCUGAAUACAACUCCACCAUCCAGAAAAGCCUCUACAGGUCAGAAUGCCCUUCCCAGCGGUAUAUCUCUCUCCAAUGUUCCCACUGUGGCCUGAGGGCCAUGACGGGGCGGAUCGUGGGAGGGGCACUGGCCCCAGAGAGCAAGUGGCCUUGGCAAGUCAGUCUGCACUACGGCACCACCCACAUUUGUGGGGGCACGCUGAUCGACGCCCAGUGGGUGCUCACUGCUGCCCAUUGCUUCUUUGUGACCCGGGAGAAGAUCCUGGAGGGCUGGAAGGUGUAUGCAGGUACUAACAACCUGAACCAGCUGCCUGAGGCAGCCUCUAUUUCCCAGAUCAUCAUCAAUGGCAAUUACACUGAUGAGCAAGAUGACUAUGACAUUGCCCUCAUAAGGCUCUCCAAGCCCCUGACUCUGUCUGCUCAUAUCCACCCUGCCUGCCUUCCUAUGCAUGGACAGACCUUCAACCUCAAUGAGACCUGCUGGAUCACAGGCUUUGGCAAGACCAGGGAGACAGAUGAGAAGACAUCCCCCUUCCUCCGGGAGGUGCAGGUCAACCUCAUCGACUUCAGGAAGUGCAAUGGCUACUUGGUCUAUGACAGUUACCUUACCCCAAGGAUGAUGUGUGCUGGAGACCUUCAGGGAGGCAGAGACUCCUGCCAGGGAGACAGUGGGGGGCCCCUGGUCUGCGAGCAGAACAAGCGCUGGUACCUGGCAGGAGUCACCAGCUGGGGCACAGGCUGUGGCCAGAGAAACAAACCCGGCGUGUACACCAAAGUGACAGAACUCCUGCCCUGGAUAUACAGCAAGAUGGAGAAUGAGGUGCGCUUCCGGAAAUCUUAA
Pteropus alecto (black flying fox) is the source of this 1509-nucleotide messenger RNA. RefSeq names its product transmembrane serine protease 13 (gene TMPRSS13). Gene Ontology annotation, biological process: proteolysis. Gene Ontology annotation, cellular component: membrane. Gene Ontology annotation, molecular function: protein binding; serine-type endopeptidase activity. The coding region runs from base 1 to 1509 and encodes 502 amino acids. NCBI's taxonomy places the organism in Eukaryota, Metazoa, Chordata, Mammalia, Chiroptera, Pteropodidae. The transcript is spliced from 12 exons. The record is from RefSeq and is a predicted model, not a curated record.